Cynoglossus semilaevis (tongue sole) is the source of this 2917-nucleotide messenger RNA. RefSeq names its product wiskott-Aldrich syndrome protein family member 3. Gene Ontology annotation, cellular component: cytoskeleton; SCAR complex. The coding region runs from base 495 to 2051 and encodes 518 amino acids. The transcript is spliced from 10 exons. Lineage: Eukaryota; Metazoa; Chordata; Actinopteri; Pleuronectiformes; Cynoglossidae. Gene Ontology annotation, molecular function: protein kinase A regulatory subunit binding; actin binding; Arp2/3 complex binding. Gene Ontology annotation, biological process: actin cytoskeleton organization; positive regulation of Arp2/3 complex-mediated actin nucleation. The record is from RefSeq and is a predicted model, not a curated record.
AAAUAGAAAUUGGUGAUUUUCAAAUAAAAAAGGUAUUGUGUUAAAAGUGAAUCAUGGUUAUUUUAUUUUUCUCUGUCUGCAGUCGUUUUAAUUGUGACUUUUAUUUUGAAGAGUAAAGCGGAAACGUUGUUUCUACAUGGUUUGUCUCUCAAUCUCUUCAGAGCCAGAAACGACGCGAAUCCAGUUCAGACCAGUGACCAUAUGUAAAAUUACAGAAUACGGAUCCUAGGUUAGAGAGACCAGAAUCAAGACCAGAACCGGGACCGGUACUGGGACCAGAUCAAGCUGCUCUUUCAACCUUUUACACCAGAAUCUGUUUUUUUUUUUCCUCCUGUUUCAUCCUUCUCCAUCCCUGUCUCUCCUCUCCUCCUCUUCUCCUCCUUCUCCUCCUCCUCUUAUCCCUCUCUCUUCCUCAUGAAGAAAUAACAUACAUCACUGCAGAAACUGAGCACAAAGGGAAAAGGCAGCAGAGGAAUUAAAGAAAUCAGGUCAUCAUGCCGUUAGUGAAGAGGAACAUCGAGCCCAGGCACUUGUGUCGUGGAGCUCUCCCUGACGGUGUGAGUAGUGAACUGGAGUGUGUGACCAACAGCACCCUGGCUGCUGUCAUCAAACAGCUGGGAGGACUCAGUCGCCAUGCUGAGGACAUAUUUGGAGAACUGUUUAAUGAAGCCAACAGUUUCUACCUGAGGAUGAGCAGUCUACAGGAGAGAGUGGAUCAUCUGGCAGUGAAGGUCACACAGCUGGACUCCACUGUGGAGGAAGUGUCUCUGCAGGACAUCAACAUGAGGAAGGCCUUUAAGAGCAGCACCAUCCAGGACCAGCAGGUGGUGUCCCGCACAUCUGUCCCUAACCCGGUGGUUGAGAUGUACCAUCGAUGUGACAAACCUCCCCCUCUGAACAUCCUCAGUCCAUACAGAGAUGACAAAAAGGACGCUCUCAAGUUUUACACCGAUCCUUCCUAUUUCUUUAACCUGUGGAAAGAAAAGAUGCUUCAGGCCACGGAGGACAAACGGAAGGAGAAGAGACGACAGAAGGAGCAGCAGAAGCAGGUUGAAGAUCCAGGCAGAGAAGUGAAGAAGGUUCGUAAGGCACGUAACAGACGUCAGGAGUGGAACGUUCUGGCCUACGACAAAGAAUUCAGACCAGACGCGCGACUUACUCCCUCACCAUAUCAUGGGAUGUCCUCAGAGGGAUCACUGUCACCUGACAACAGGUCAAUGGCCUCUGACUCAUACCCCACCAGCCCCAACCACCCCUCCACCACCCAGGCCCCGAGCUCUGCCCAUCCCACAGACCACCACCUCGGCUCUGCCCAGACUCAGUCUCUGGACCGGGUUCUGAGACCCACCAAUCAGACCGCAGGAGCUGUGGCGGGAGGGUCAGGCAGACACGUGGCCUCUCUGGGCCGCACUCCGUCUGGGCCCCAUGUGGGUGGAGAUGCUGUUGUUAAUGGGCCCAGGCAGCAGUCUGUGAAGGAUUACCGGGCCGGACAUGGGGCUCCACCCACCACCAUUCCAGAGUACUAUAUCCCUCCUGCUCCACCUCCUCCUCCCCCAUCCAUCCCCUCUGCGCAGACGGCCUUCGACUCGGCCUCGUCACCACCCACAGUCCAGCCCACUUCUUCUGCACUCUCUCGUCCGUACUCCCCCUCUCCUCCUCCUCCACCCGCCAACUAUGUCCCCUCCCCAUCCCAUCCACCAUCAGGGGCUCCUCCUGCUGCUCCUCCUCCACCUCCACCUGGAGCUCCUGUUGGUCACCAGCUCCACCAGUCACCGGCCCACACCGGAGCUCAGUCCAGUCUGGACUCUGGACCCACCUCCAGGAAAACCACCAUGUUGGGCAUGAUCCCGAUGAGCGACGCCCGCUCGGACCUCCUGGCUGCUAUACGCAGAGGGAUCCAGCUGAGGAAGGUCCAGGAGCAGAGGGAGCAAGAGGCCAAGCGAGAACCAGUGGGUAACGAUGUGGCGACCAUCUUGUCUCGUCGUAUCGCAGUAGAGUACAGCGAGUCUGACGAUGACUCUGAGCUGGACGAGAACGAGUGGUCAGACUGAACCUGACCAGAACCUGGUUCUGAUGAUGGUGAGAGAAGAAGAGUUCUCAAAGAGGAAUCAGCAGAAGCUUCUGCCACCACAAAUCAAACCAACACAUAUAUUCCAGGUUCCUCCAGAAUUAGAUCUCAUUGGUUGUUGUCGUGUAGAAGGACAUGGUUUUGUUGACAACACAAACUGAGUAUUUUUCUGCUAAAAAAUAUUUACAAGUGUUGGAUAAUCAGGAGUAAAUCCAACACGUCAGCUUCACCCAGUACAUUUCACCUGCAUAGAGAACAACAGAGACAGAUCAGGCUGUCAUUACCCAGAAUCCUUCACUGUCAGAACCUGACUCUUCUAUCAGUGUCUCUGGUGCUGAUGUUCACACAGUGACAACAGAAUUCAGAAAUCAGUCGAACUUGCCUCUCAAGUAAUCACCACCCCGAGUAGACCCCUCCCCUUUAAUGACCUUUGACCUUCUGUGAUCUGUGCAGGGCCACACCUUUACAUGCCCUGGAGACUGUGAAGACGUUUGAACUGUGGCACAUAUAUUUUACAUUACAAAAAUCCCACAUCACACCACCAAACACAAAUGUCACAAAAGUGUAUGUAACGAAAUAUAAAUGAAAUAUAAUGAUCUUCUAGUUGCAGUUUACUCACUAUUUACUUACUCUGUGUGAAUACUGGACCUGUUUAGUUGAACAUAACACUGAUGCAUUGCAGGAAUCGAUGAAAGACACACUAAGAGCACCAUCUCAGAGUCUCUCUAGUUUUAAUUUUGUGACCAUCUGCUGCCACCUACUGGUAGAGCAUUGUUCUGCCUGUUACUGGGGUGUAAAUGAAUGAAGACCAUUCACCUGGUGAUUCCUCAUGGCAGUAUCUUAAUCAAU